Panicum virgatum (switchgrass) is the source of this 3651-nucleotide messenger RNA. RefSeq names its product glycine-rich cell wall structural protein 1-like. NCBI's taxonomy places the organism in Eukaryota, Viridiplantae, Streptophyta, Magnoliopsida, Poales, Poaceae. The coding region runs from base 144 to 737 and encodes 197 amino acids. The transcript is spliced from 2 exons. The record is from RefSeq and is a predicted model, not a curated record.
CACUGGGGAGUCAUGUAAGAUUUUUGGACACACACGCUGACCGGACUCAACGCAGACGAGGCUGCCCGAGUAGUCUCGGAACGCGCCAUACCGAGACUUACGCACACCCACACACAUGCACACACGCCAGCACACACGCACACAUGAUCCUGCAGAGAGAACUUGCCGGUGGUCAGCAGGAACUGAUCGCGCCAGCGAGCGUAGUUGCCGGAGUUGACGUCGAGGACGGUCGUGAUCAGACUUCGGAUGUUUUGGAUGGAGACGGCCUGAGCGUGGAGGUUGAGGACGGCGGCGGCCUCGUGCAGCAUCAUGGCGGAGUGGAAGUCGUGGUGCUGCAGAUGAGGAGAGUCGCCAUCCUUCUUCUCCGGGGAACGCGGCAGCGGGGCGCCAGCCUCGGCGCGGGCGGUGGCCGCGCGAUCCAGGGCGGCCUGGAUCCGCUGGGCGGCGGCGUCCCGCUCCUUGGUGGCGGCAGCCGCUUCAGCCUCGACAUCGGCGGCGCGCUGAAGGGCAGCGGCGCGCGCCUGGUGCGCGGCGUCAUCGGCGGCCUCCCUCUCCUUAGCAGCGGCGGCGGCGGCGGCUCUGGCGCCGGCGGCCGCCUGUUCGGCGUCGUCAGGGGAGGGUCUAGCCAUGUGAGGGGCUGGGGGGCGCGUAGCAGAGGGGGCUGCGCAGGGGAGGUGGGCGCAGCACGGCGGGAAGCCGGCGCGCGGGCGCUGCGCAGCGAGGUGCCGGCGCGCUAGGGCAGCGGAAGUCGAACCGGGAAGAAGACUCGGACUCGUGAUACCAUGAAAGCAAAUAUGGCACGGGAAAUUGGUGAUUGAUUAACGAGAGUACAUGGGGUACAUUAUAUAGGCAAGGAUCGGUAUCUAGGGUUUAUAGAACACACCCAAUCAAUGGAGAUCCUUGCCUAAUCGAGAUCAAUUACCAUAACCCAUCUAAAACCCUAGCCGCCUAGGCUGGGCGCCAAGGCCCAAAGGCCGGCCCACUAUAAGCCUCGCUAACAGAAACUACAGUAUGGUGGAAGGGCUAUCAAAUGAUGUUUUCCCCGUGGGAAGAACAGAGCAGUCCUUCGUAAAUUUAUAUUAGUUGUGAAGCAUCCACUUUAUGUUCACAACAUUCCAUUGAGCACUAUAAGGAGAUGGAAUCUUACUUUUCAUAUUAUAUUAGUAUUUUCAUUUAUAGUUGCUUCUUUGCUGCAUGGACAUGUAGAGCGCCUAUCAACCUCCAGAUGGCCUAGUUGUAGUUGAAGCUGUACGAUCUUUGUGAAUGAUAUAUAUGGCCAGUUUUUCAUGCAUAUAUUCUCCAAAGAUCUGGAGGUAUGCUUAAAAGCUCCAAGAGCUAGCCUCCCCUGCAUGGCGCCUUGCCGGGGCUUGGCCAAAGGCUCACGAUGAGUCAUUUCAUGUUCAACGAUACUACUCUGAGUGGUGAGCACAUAGCUGGAGAAAGAUUCUUUGGAUCAACAUCACAAUGCAGCCGUACGAACUACGAAACCUGGGGAGGUAGUAGCAGGUCAUUAGCAAUUUUCAUUCUUCUCUUUAUUUGCUUUUCCUUGAUGGCAGUUGGAGUAUCUAGUACUUCACUCGUCACCCUUGAUCGAAAACUAUUUCCCUGGACCUGUUCUACAAGACCCUAGUUCAUCUACAAUAGUCCCUCCACAUGCGUCCUGAAUAGUUCAUAUUUGUUCUCCAAUUCUGUCUAUAUAAAACUUUCAACACUCACCUAUUGAAGUUUCCCCUUAGAAUGAUCUAGGGAUGGCAAAUUGCAGUUGCAAAAAUUACCACAACAUGCAUGUUCAAAACCUACAGACCGUUGGUGAUUCUUUCUCAUACUUAUGUUUGCAUUUCAUACAAUUGUCAUGCAUUCACUUCUUGCUACAUCAUCCCUUGUCCACAGAAUACAGCUGUAUGCAUGUACAGAAUUAUUCGAACCAAACAAGAACCAGAGAAGCAUCUCCUGGCUUGAGAGUAGGCGCAUCAAUGUUUUGAUAUCAUCAUUCCAGGUUCGUCAUGACAUUUAAAAUCUCCUUGCAAGAAUAAAUUAAACUUUUGAUGGCGCCAAUGAGCAGUUUGAAUUUCCAAGGGGGGGUAGAGUCAUAUCAUAAUAUGGAGCUUGCAUUCAAGAUGUUCCAGCCAGAACACCACAUUCUACCUCUGCUCUCCACAUAUGUGUCAAUAUCUGCAACUCCCAUAAGUUAUCCAUGCAGAUUUGCUUCUUCUUUUUUUCAGCACGGAAUAAAAGGUGAGGACCACUGCCUUCUACAUCGUGUACCUUAUACUCUACUCUCUACUUGAAAACAACAUCCUCUACCUUAUACUCCACUUUGUUGUAAGUUUCAUAAUAAGUACUCCGUACUGUUGUAGGCUUCUUUCACCUUUUCUAAACGUACAAGACCAUAUGCUGGACUGUAAGCAACAAAUAUAAUGACAAAUAUAAUGAAUAUCAGUUACAUGCAUUAGGGUACUCAUUUUGUUCCAGAAGUCAGCGGCGGAUACAGGAGGGGGGCUAGGGGGGCUCAAGCCCCCCCUAAGAGCCCCUAAUUACACGUAAAACACUGUAGCAAAAGCAUCAAAUCACCAUUAAAUCUUCACACAAAUCAACAUCUCCAUUGUUUCAGCCCCCCUUGUCUCUCAUCCUGCAUCCGCCAUUGCCAGAAGUCAUAGCUGCAUACCGUGCAAAUUAGUUUUGACUUUUUGACUAGUAUUAGAUAACUAUUACUUUGCACGUGUGCUUCAGAAAAGUUGCUUGGAGACAUGCAAGUGUACAGUGAGAGCACAAAACACUUUUGAAAGGAAUAUACCCAACUUCUAACAAUCAUCUUGGAAUAAAGGUACUGUCUUGCAGAUCAGAUGGGCAUCUCCACCAGGACAUUGCAAGCAGUAAGGUAGUAGAUCAGCCUUGGAUUUUGAAAGUUCUUAAAUCGCAAGGGGGAAAAAGCACCAGGGAAUUUCCCCGCACUGCAAACAGCCUACACCCAGCUUCUGUGGAUGAACUCUUGUCAUGCCAGCCGUUGGUCCUGCCUCUCCUCUCGGACUGUUCGCCAGCCAGCUGGAAACGGCGUUGAAAUCAGAUCACUUCUAUGAGCUAUAAUGGCUAAUGCUGGAGUCAUUGGGGCUCUAUGCUUGCUGUCUGCCAAUUACUUGCUACGACUUUAGAAGAUUGACUUUGAGCACUGGGUUGGAUGAUUGGCGUCACCACUUCAUCAUAUUAAUUCAACCAGUUUGAACAAUAUGCAAUGCUUCUCCGAUGUAAUUCCCUUGUAAUGCAUACGUGAGCCAGAUUGCUUAUACGUCCUUUAUUGCAAUUGCAGGGAUUGUUAAGACUGGUGGCCCGUGGCUUGGAACGUGAGACACAAACCUCAAACGGAAUGGAUUGAUGAGAACAUUUUGGGACUUGCUUGGAGUGACUGAACGUCUACAGCCUUUAGAAAAAACAGUCGGCAGGAAAAUGAUUUGUGCGUGUGAAGGCAAGAUGUCGCUUGGACGCUGGUACCGUGUACAGGCUAAAGUAAACGACAGAUGUGGCGCCAAGCAUCCCAAGCUAACGUAUGAUAGGAUUUUGAUUUGCUAUAGCAAGAACGCAAGGACGAUGCAUCCCAUACGUUGAUGUGACGCCGAAGUGGAAAGAGGUGAGUCGGCGACAGAUGCUAUAUCUUGC